AUGAGUGAUGUUGAUGCUGUCUCCCUCCCCGCUGCCUUGGAUGUCGGUUGCAACAACUCGCUCGCGGCGGUGAAGAAGGAUGGCGACGCGGAGCAGCGUCCACAGGGACGCCUGUCGUCCCCCGAUCGCAAAGACGGGAGCUCCAAUCCCGCUCCCGUGGCUCCAGCGUCCAUCGCUCAUCCCGCUUUCGAUGCGGGGACCGCGCUGAAACCGACCAUCUCGACUCACCCCGCCUCACCCCAACGAGAGAGCGCUGGAUCGUAUUCGAUGGGGGCAGUGGACGAGGAUGGGCUGGGCCCGCUCAGUCCCAAGGCAGACUCGGAGGCAGAGACCAUCAUUCAAUCGGGUCGAGAGUCUCUCUCCCCGGAGAAGAAAAGGAAACACAUUCGCCACGAUCCUCAGCGUCAAGCCGUCGAGUCUAUCGACGGCUCCCACCGGAAGAGAACUCGAGUGGAUCGGGACCUGGGGGAACGAGUCUCACGGGCACGAAGCCCAGGUGAUCGAGCUUUCUCCCCGACGUCGGUGAAGGUGGAGAAAGAGGAUGAAAGCUUAUCAGAGGCGGACGAGAUGAUGGAGGGUAUUAGGAGUAGCCACCUCGAGGCCGGAAGACCGCGCGAUCAUCGGAAACGCAGCGUGAGCGACAUCAUGAACGACAAGAGGGAGCGUCGUCGGGACAAACAAUCGAGCGCAAUCCGCGAGAUGAAACAUCCUGGCCAUGUCCGCGUGUCCCGCCCGCCUGCCAGCUCUCGUUCGGCUUCUCCUGGACGACCGUCCCACCAACGCUCCGCGUCCGGAUCGCACGCCGCUUCCAAGAAGAAGGCUCCUACGCCUCUGCUCACAGGGUUUCAAAGGCAGACUUCCGAAGACCGGCAAUCGACUUCCUCCUCGGCUAGCAGUUCCCCGCUCCCUAGUACACACGCUCGCAAGCCGGGGUCCAGUGUCGGCGCACCCGCACCGUCUUCGAGGCACUUAGGCUCGAAGAAGUUGCGGGACAAGAGUGGCCGCACCCCUCUUGCUCGCGCAUGCGCAGACCGAAAAUUCGACCAAGUAGUUCUCCGGUACAAUGAACGCCCAGAAGACUUGAAUGUCCCGGACAACGCAGGCAAUACCCCACUACAAGUUGCGUCCCUCAGCGGUGAGGAGCAAAUCGUCAAAUUUCUUCUGGAUGCAGGUUGCGAAAUCAAUACGAAAAAUAUCGACAAAGACACGCCUUUGAUCGAUGCGGUGGAAAAUGGAAACGUGGAGGUUGUUAAGUUGUUGCUGAAGGCGGGCGCGAACCCUCGGACCGUGAAUGCCUCUGGAGAUGAGCCUUAUGAAUUGGUCCCGACGGACCUCAAGGACGACGAGUAUGACGAGAUUCGAAAAUUGCUCGCGGAUGCCAAAGCCAAUUCCCGCCCUGGCCGACGCUCCGAGGAGCAGCAGGCGGCACCGGAUCGGCCUGCACGAUCCCGACGAGCGUCUGUGGCCAGUCCCUCACGGAGUCCACCCCCCGUGGCCGGUACAACCGGCCGCAGGAAGACUGGGCGAAGCGAGGCGACUCGGAACGAUCUCCUAUGGACGCAGCCGACGUCGGAGAAUUUGCGUGAAUUUGCAGCGAAAGGUGAUGAGCAGGGAGUGGUCAGCAUUUUGAAUAUCCUGCAAAAGGCCGACAACGCAUCUCUGAUCGCCGCUGCCAAGGGGGGCCAUUUCGACGUGCUGUCUCUGAUGUAUGCAAUCGGCGACGCUGACGCCGACCCAAAUCCUCUUCGGGGCUCAGGCCACAAGCCAGGGUACAACACGCCCAUGCUUGCGGCAAUCGGCCGGGGUAAUAUGGACAACAUUCAAUUGAUUCUUGGCCAGCCGGGCUUUGACCCCACUCGGAGGCUUUUCGAAGACAAGACUUAUUAUGAACUUUCUCGUUCUCGACAGGGAGAGAACUGGGAGGAGGAAUACGACAUUUUGAAGAAGGCGUAUGAGAAUUACGUGGGUUCGGGCAAGGGACGCAAGGAAGUAUCCUCUCCUCGACGAGCUCGCGCCAAGGAUAAAGAAGAAAAAAGGAGCGGUCGACGGGAAUCAUCCUCGCCUGUCGCUCGUACCAAACGACUGAACGACAGCAGCCCGAACGCCCAUCGCACACGGCAUCCUAGGGAUCACGAUCUUUCAAAGGAGAAACGUCGCGAGGAGAAAAAAGCCGCAGCUGGAUCUUCCAGCAGUCGCUCGAAGGCCACGUCACACGAUACCCGGGAUGGCCGAGACGACCAGGCUCUCGCCAGUUCUGACCACGAUUCAAGUCGACCUGAUGCGAAGAGACCCAAGGGCGUUGCUUCGGGCCGGCGUGGCAGUGAAUCCAGCGGCAUCACCAGAACCGAUGAAGUCCGCAAGAGACGACUUAUCGCUGGGCGUCGCCCGCAGGACGGUGAUCGGAGACCUAGUUUGGCUGCACAAGAUUCUCUUUCCAGCCACGAGGACAACCCUCAGCCUCGCGAUAGUCAUCCAGAGCUCUCUCUUUCCCUCAAACGCAUUCGCACCGACACUUCGCCUGAGCGAUCACGCUCCCGUGACAGAGGUGGUGACGAUCGACUUUCACCCGAGGCGCGGAAGAAGAAGCGUCGCGUACUGGCGGAAGAGAAAGCGUCGAAUCUCCCAAACGGAACCUCACGGAAAGUGGAAGAUGUGAAUGGGGAAAAAGUGCAGCAGUACCGACCAAAAGAGGAAACCCCUGAAUCUGCCCCACGCAAACAACAUGAUGCAUCAAGGAAGUCAACUACCUCUUUUCACAAAUCAGAGACCACCUCGCGCCCCUCGCAAGAUCCCAUAUCACACAAAUCAAAAGACCGCGAGCCUGUCAAGAAAAUCAGCGAAAAGCAGUCCUCAUCCAUACCUUCUAAACCCCAGCCUAUUCCUGAAUCUUCCAAGGACAGCAUGCGGGCCGAUAGUGAGAACGAGCAGCGUCGUAAGGCUGAGGCGAGAAAGGCGGAGCAAGAACGUAUCUUUGCGGAGAAGCGCCGUGCAGAGGAAGCUGAAGCCGAACGUGCGCAAGUUGCAAAGGAAAGGAAGGAAGAGGCUGAACGAGUCGCACAAGCCGAGCGAAUUGCCCAGAUUGAGCGAGCGGCGCAGGCGGAAAGAGAGGCCGAGGCCGAGCGAGCGGCGCAGAUCGAACGGGAGGCUCAGGCUGAACGAGCGGCGCAAGCUGAAAGAGCUGCCCAGGCCGAACGGGAGGCGCAGAUCGAGCGAGAGAGGCAGGCCGAACGCGCGGCGCAGGCCGAACGGGAUGCCCAAGCUAAACGGGCGGCCCAGAUUGCUCGCGAGAAAGCCGAAGAAGACGAGCGCAAGCGCCUAGAAGCGGAACGGCGCCGUGCUCAGCAAGCCGAGGAUGAACGUCUCAGACAGAUGGAGCAAGAGAGAGCGCGAGCGGCCAAGUUACAACGUGAUCGGGAAGUCGAGGAGCAACGGCGCAUGGAUGCUUUACCUGGGCGAUUACGGGCUUCUGCUCACCUUGUCGGAACGCAGGACCCCCGCGCUCGCAGUCACCUGUGGCUCAAAAACUUCUUGCCUCUGGUCACUGUUGUCACUCGGCAGCUUGACGCCAGCUGCACGACUGAGGUGGCAAACGAGAAAUGGAUCCCGAACUACUUGGUCGCUCCCUUGCUAGCUACGAAUGACCUGCAACUUUCGAAAUAUGCUAGCUGGGAGAAGCGGAACGCAACAGCAAUCCAACGCAUGAAUCUCUGGCGGUGCACACGUCGCAUGUUGGUAUAUACCGACAAUCCUCACGACCAGAGCGCGUCGUUUGGAGAUGUCAUGCGGCUGGAUGGUGAGACAAGGCCCAAAUAUUUCGCGAUGGAGCAUAUCUUUUGGAUCAAGCUCUCUGAUUUUCUCGACCUCGUUCCGCAUGUCGCUCAUCUCUCCGGCCUCCAACUCGAGUUUGUCGGCAUGCACCUCGACCCUGAGCCCUGCGCGAGCACUUCCUCACGGACCAACGGCUCUGUGACGGGGGCUUUUGCUAUGGCAUCCAAUGGUACCGCGACGCCCAACGGCGCCGGCCCUGGUCAUCCUUGA
Messenger RNA from Penicillium oxalicum, 4038 nucleotides. Its product is annotated as putative histone deacetylase complex subunit (Hos4). The coding region runs from base 1 to 4038 and encodes 1345 amino acids. The transcript has 3 exons. Lineage: Eukaryota; Fungi; Ascomycota; Eurotiomycetes; Eurotiales; Aspergillaceae. The record is from RefSeq and is a predicted model, not a curated record. Gene Ontology annotation, molecular function: protein binding.